AUGGCCCAGAGGCAGGCCGAUAAGACGGCCUCGCCAACUGAAUCAGAGAGUGCCCGACAGCAGGCCAAACGCUCUCACCAAGCCGAGGCUUACGGUCUGUCUGAACUGCUCAAUGCCAGUCUUGACUUAUCACUGAGACACUCAGCAGAUGCCAAAGCUACCGAUCCUCCGCUGCUCCAAAAGCAUUCUGAGAUAAAGUCAUUUCAGACCAGUCGCUUUACAUAUCCUGGAGUCCGCGUCUUCUACAAGGAGCACCCUCAAGCGCAGCAGCUACCAACCUCACCGGCUCCCCUCCCGCUGCUGGUCUUCGUUCAUGGGCUCGGUGGCUCCAUAGCACAGUUUCACCCUCUGCUCACCAGCCUUACUAACAUCGCCCCUUGCUUGGCUAUCGACUUACCAGGAUGCGGAGUUUCCCAGUUCGCACCUACCCAGUGGGAGGCGUACUCUACAGAUGCCCUAGCAGAGCUUCUAGAGGUCAUCAUUAAUGCGUACAGGGACAAGAAUGCAAGCCAAGGUGUCGUCUUCAUCGGCCAUAGCAUGGGCUGUGCAUUUGCCGCACGCCUCGCCAGCAAGUCCGCUCCCCAUACCACGGAUCUGGCCAGCUACGUGACUGGUUUGAUCGCUAUAUGCCCACCUUCUGGACCUCCGACCGAACAGCAAGUCUCCUUGUUCAGGAAGUUCCUCUGGAUCCCCACUCCGAUCUUUGACUUAUGGCGCGCUUGGGAUAGACGUGGAGGCGUCGAAAGCGCCAGUGUUAAGAGAUUUGUCGGUGCGGAUGCGGACCUCGAGUCUAAACGACUGCAGCAUCGCUUCAACAACCAAAGCAAGACGCCGGUCUGGAGACGGAUGGCCUGGGGCAGUCUUCCUGUCUACGAGAAUGGUGUCCCCAAAGGGGGCUUGCCUGGUAGAGAGGUUUGGGCAUCGCUCAACAUUCCCAUCUUCCUCGUUGCAGGAGCGAACGACAAUGUCACUUCUCCGAAAGAGGUGGACAAGAUUAUUGGAUUUUUGGAUUCGAGCAGGUCCGUUUCAGACGCCGAGUCAUCCGAUACUCACCAACCGGUCGUCGAUGCAGCUGCCCCGGUCGAUACAACAGUGGACACCCGCGAGAGAAGGCCUAUUACGAUUGAAGAGCUUACGGAUGAGGACUUCCAGCGUGCCAAAAAGCUGGUCACCAACGAUGACACGCACGAAGAUCCGUCCACGCCGCAGGAGACACCAAGCGCGAUCCCGCCUCAGCCAUCACACCCUCACAAGAUAGUCAAGGCUAUCGUGCUCCCGCCACCGGCUACUCAUGCUCUGCUAUACAUGCCCGCAACUGUGCGUAUACUGGCUGGCCUAGUGUCGGACUUUCUGGGGGCUCAUAUCACGGGUCGGCUGUCACUGGGCUGGCAACUCCAAUACCUAUCCCGAGAAGGCAAAUGGGAUGUCAAGAACCUCGCAAAAUGGCAGAAAGUUGCGCCGGUCUCCGAGCCCAUUGCUGGCGUCUUCCGAGCGAUGAAGACCAUGCGCGAGACGGACGAGACGCACUCGCCGAAGGAGUUUGUCAAGAACUGGGGCGGGGUCAUCAAAGACAUCAUCGAUAUCUCGCACGACAACCCUGUGUACGACCCCCGAAGUCUCGAGAAAGGGGGCGUGAAGUAUCACAAAUUCCCAACAGUCUCCAAGAUCCCUCCGACCGACACCGAGGUGGACUCGUUUAUUGUGCUUGUGGACCGCGUGCGAGAAGACCAGAAGAGGCGAGCCGAGGAAGAGGGAUGGGAUGAGGAUUACCUGGUAGGUGUCCACUGCCACUACGGCUUCAAUCGCACGGGGUACUUCGUGGUCUGCUAUCUCAUUGAGCGCUGCGGGUUCGGCGUCCAGGAAGCCAUUGACGCAUUUGCAAAAGCGCGGCCAAACGGCAUCCGGCAUUCUCACUUCAUAGAUCACUUGUUCAUACGCUAUUCGGGGCUAAAGGCCGAUGCGCAAAACGCGUCCACCUAG
This is a messenger RNA of Phaeoacremonium minimum UCRPA7, 1980 nucleotides long. Its product is annotated as putative dual specificity phosphatase catalytic domain-containing protein. The record is from RefSeq and is a predicted model, not a curated record. NCBI's taxonomy places the organism in Eukaryota, Fungi, Ascomycota, Sordariomycetes, Togniniales, Togniniaceae. Gene Ontology annotation, molecular function: mRNA guanylyltransferase activity; protein tyrosine/serine/threonine phosphatase activity. Gene Ontology annotation, biological process: 7-methylguanosine mRNA capping; dephosphorylation. The transcript has a single exon. The coding region runs from base 1 to 1980 and encodes 659 amino acids.